Molecule: messenger RNA, 966 nt
Organism: Strongylocentrotus purpuratus (purple sea urchin)
Lineage: Eukaryota; Metazoa; Echinodermata; Echinoidea; Camarodonta; Strongylocentrotidae
Product: monocarboxylate transporter 7
Exons: 2
Coding region: 51-824 (257 amino acids)
Molecular function (GO): monocarboxylic acid transmembrane transporter activity
Source: RefSeq, a predicted model, not a curated record
UUGAAAAUAAUGAGACACAAAAUGCUGCAAUCGAAAUAAAUGCUAUAACAAUGUACGAAAAGGAUAAAGGGAUUUUAGAUGACAAUGAUAACUUCGAGGAGCACGUUCCUUUUCUAAAAAGUGCAUGCGAUCAUCCUGGUGAGGUGGGCGAUCUUACUGAUGCUACAAGAUCUGGUCAAGAUGAUAGUGAGAAAUACAAUUUCUGCUCAUCAUUUAUAUCUCGCUGCAAACUGUUUAUAACCAAGGAAGCUCUGUUCUUAAUGUGCCUCCCAGCGACUUACUUUCGUGACUAUUCGUUCGAAGCAUGGUUGUUGUACCUAGUUCCUCACGCAGAGCAGUUAGGCAUCACCCCAUCUCGAGCCGUCUUCUUGUCUUCAAUUGGUGGAAUCGGUGGGAUUAUAGGCAGAACCAUUGCAGUCAUUCUCCUCGUUAAGAAAGUACACAUGUUCAAAAUUUACAUCAUCGUAGGUUGUAUUGCCAGCCUGUCGUUUUUCUUUGAUUUCGUCGGCGAAUCAUUCAUCAUUCGUUCAGUUUGGGCAUUUCUUCAGGGCCUCUGCUUUUUUGUACUGGAUACUGCAGACGCAACUUUUCUUAAAUUGACGUUGGUAGAUGAAAGCAACUUCAGUUUCGGCCUUGGACUGGUGAUGUUAAUGAAAGGUUCCGGUAGUAUCUCGGCAGGGUUACUCACAGGAGCUUUGUUUGACGUCAUCCAGUCUUAUACCAUCGUAUUCAUGAUGACUGGAAUCCCUGUUUUGAUCUUCACCAUCAACGUUGUAGUCAUAUCGGUACUGUUAAAUAGAAGAGUCAAGUCCAAACACGUUUAGCAUCGCUCCCGGCAUAAUUCAUUCAAAGGAAUCCUCUCUUCAUCCAGGAGCUGUGUUUGACGUCAUCCAGUCUUAUACCAUAGUCCUCAUGACGACUGGUAUACAUCGUAGUCGUAUCGGUAUCGUUGUUAAAGGUAAUACA